Messenger RNA from Mucor mucedo, 1350 nucleotides. RefSeq lists its product as uncharacterized. Bases 1 to 1350 code for a protein of 449 amino acids. NCBI's taxonomy places the organism in Eukaryota, Fungi, Mucoromycota, Mucoromycetes, Mucorales, Mucoraceae. The record is from RefSeq and is a predicted model, not a curated record. The transcript has 6 exons.
AUGAGCAGACCCAUUUCAAAAGGUAUUCAACCGAAUUAUAUCUUGCACAAGACACUGGCAAGACAAUUCAAGGUUGAUCGAUUCUUGAGUGCUCUACCAUUGAGUGCAUGGCCUGAUUUUACCAAAGUCGUAGAUACCCAUGUUUUACACCACAACAAGCAUUUAAAAUCAGGUCAAGAGACGUUUGAUACUCUGGUAGCGUCGUUUCAGGUUAUCAGCUAUAAGAAAUCGUUCCCUGCAUUGUCUUCGUAUUUUAGCCAAGUGCUUGCGUAUUACAUGGAAAAGAAAAAGGAGUUUGUGGAUACGUAUGAUCAUAAAGUGGAAAAGCACAAGCGUGAGAUCGCUUUAAGUUCAGAGAUGGUUGAAAAAGUGAUGAUGAAUUUAAAAAAAGAAAGCCUUAGUUUGCAUGAAAAAUAUUUACGAGGUGACAUAUUGACGGAUUCAGAGAGCAAGAGAUUAAGUGAUUUAGAACAAAAUUCAAUUGCCAAAGAAGACUGGCACAUGUUUUGUAAAGCGAUCAAGGAAAAAUACACUAUUCAUAAAAAGAAAUUGAGCAAGAAAAUCAUUGAAAACUGGUACUUAAUUGCCAAGUUGGCAGAAAAUACAAAGAGUUUAGAAAAAAGUAGACAGCUUUUAGAAGUUAUUUUGGUCAAAGAGAGAAAUGAUUAUUGCAAAAAGAUAUACAAGAUUUUUGAAUUUGUUCUUGAUUUGUAUGAAGAGAAUGAAUUCAUGUUCAAAGAGGGGAACGAAGAAAAAGUGACCGAGCAAGAUUACAUAUCAGCCAUUUGGAGUCCUUUAUUGAAAAAAGUUCAUCAUUUGCAUGGAAAGUCCAUUCGAUUAAAGACACAAACACGGACAGGAAAAACUGACUAUCGAUUUGUUGUGGAUGUCGGUAACAAACAGGUGGAUUUGGGUGUAGGAGAAGCCAUCCGCAGACUUGAUGAUUAUCCAGGAAGAUUGGUACGCGAAGGAAAAGAUGUGGUAGACCGGUUUCUUCAAAUCUGCUCUCAAAGCUCACCAGAUCAAUCCAGCAGCUUUAUUCUUCAGACUGCAGGCCUCUGCGGUAAGCUAUCAUCUGUGCAAAUAAUUCAGCCCCAGGUGUAUGCUGCAGUACCCCACUUUACUGUCGAUAUUCCUCCAAAUAUUUCAUGCUUGGCGCCUUUUAUCGAUACAUUAAGAAUUUUGAUAACAAUGACACAAAAAAUGGAAUGCAUGGCACAAAAGAUAUUAAUUUCACAUGAAUAUGGGCAACCAAAGAUUUCCAAUAACUAUAAAUCAUGGAGUGCGCAAACCUUUUAUUUCCCAAAGACACACGAGUCUACUCGAAAACCCACACUUGUUCUAAAAUAA